GCUAGUUUUGUAAUUUUUUUUAUAUGGGUGCUAGUUUUGUAAUUUAUUUUUUUAAAGGUGCUAUUAUUGGAAAAAUCCCCUUAGAGUCUGGUGCUGGCUAUGUUUAUUUAUGUCGAACUAGGGGUGGAAAUCGGUACGAUAUCGGUUUCCCAAUACCAUGUAUCGAAAUCCCGAAUGCCGAAAUACACCCUAAAAUCAAUCCCAAUCUCAAUCUCUAAAUAAUUUCGGUAUCCCAAUCUCAAUCCCUAAAUAUUUCGGUAUCCCAAUUGGUAUUAUUGAACACGAAGUUAAUUAUAUUGGUAAUUAAUAAUUAAAUAUAUAAAUUAGAUUUAAUUGUUUAAUUUAGGGAAAAGAGACUAAGCAAAGAGUCUUGAGUUUGCCUAGAGUUUGGAUAUGGAUAAGAAAAAUGGAGGAGAGGUGACAUCUCAAAUUCUUGUCAUUGGUAAUCUUUAAUAUGACGAAUUGGAGGCUGAGAGACGACUAAUAUUAGUGUUUGCCUUUUGGUAUUAUGAAAAUUAUAAUAGAUUAGGUGAGAGACGAGAGUGACUUAAAUUGUAAAGUCAAAAUUGAGUUGGAUAGGGGCUUCUAAGUUGUGAAAGAGUGAGGAAUGACCAAAGGUUGUAUGUUAUAUUUGAUUAAUUUUUAAAUUUCGGUAUUUCUCGGUAUUUCAGUAUACCGAUCUCAAUCUUGUAAUCUCUAAUACCGAAUAGCACUCCAAAAUGAAUCCAGAUCCCAAUCCCUAAAAAAUAAGCCGGUAUUCGAUAAUACCAAAUAAUGAUAAAUUCGAUACGAUAUUGGGAAUAUUCCAAAUACCUAUACCAAACUUCCAUCCCUAUGUCGAACCCAAACGUAUCUGUAGGGCACUUUCCAGUGCUUGGUGCAUGUAAGGACAAAAAGAAAAGAAGCCUAGCACCAAUUUAGGGUUAAAGACACAUUUGGUCACUGAGAUUACUAAAUCGGGACAUGUUUAGUCACUGUAAAAAGUUAAUAUCAAAUUUGGUCACUACAAUUACUAAAAUUGGACACAUUUAGUCACUCGCCGUUAGUUGCCGCCCAACUCCGUUAAAAGAGUCCGUUAUGUGCUGACGUGGCUAACGUGAGCGCCUAGUCAGCGCUGUUUUGGGCCGGAAAUGAUCAAACCCGACCUGCCACGUCACUAAACCAGCCACGUAUUAAACCCAACCCGACCCAGAACCAAAGCCGAUCCAGUUAACAAAACAAAAUUGGAAAAUCAUUCGGGUUAGUGACAUUUUCAGACCCGAAACCCUUCUCCUUCCUCCCGAAGCUCUGCUCAUUCAAUUUCAUCUACCAUUUUCGAUAGAACACAUCAGAGAGCAGAGAGAGAUGGAGCCAGCGACUCUACCCCUUGACCCCCUUGUCCCAGAUCCUUCGUCGAAGUCGACUUCUUCUUCGUCGCGCGCCGGCUUCAGUUCCCCCAUCGCAGCAGACAAAGAAACCCUAAGAUCCAGCUGCGAAUCCGCUCUGUACUUCUUCUUCUUCUUCGCGCUUCCCCCAUCACAGCAGUGGACGAAACCUCUAAAUCGAUUCCCCCAUCGCGCUGACGUCAGUUUCCCGUCUCCUGUAAUUGUCCUGGUAGAGGCACUGACCGGAGCGGCAGGAUGAGACGUCGAGGGUGGCACACUCCGGUGAGCUGCAGAAGAGCAGGGAGUAGGAGGAGGAAGGCCGGUUGAAGAUCAGGUCUGUUUGCUUAGCCAGGCCCGGGAGAAGUACUCCCCGCUGCCCUGGUUUGCCCGGAUGUGACGGAAGUCGAUAAAUCGGACUGAGAAAGGAAAUGGGGGGAGUCAGAAUCGAGUAGAGGGGUGAGGUCGGAGUAAGAGAGGAGGAGCUUGGCGGAGAUCGACGGGGCAGAGUCGCGGCGGAGCCUAGCAGAGGUGAGAGGUUUGUAGUCCGGGUGGUUGGAUCUGACGACCGAUCAUCUUGAGAGGACGUCGAGGGAUGAUGGGGGGAGACGUUGAGCUUGAUGGGGGAAGAAGAAGCUUGUUCUUUGGGUUCUUGUUCGGUGAAGGUAGUGGAUUGAUGGUCGAAGGAGAGGAUGUGGUGAGCUCGGUGGAGUGAAACGGAAGGGGCGGAUUUGCCGGCGAUGUGAAAUGGAAUGGGGAGAAGUGGAGAGACGUGGUAGAGAUGGAGAAUAGGGUCGGGUUUGGUUAUGGGUCCAGUUGGGUUAGUGGAUUGGGUUGGAACAAUGACGUGGCGGGUUUAGUGAUGUGGCUGGUCGGGUUUGAAUAUAUUUGGUCCAAAACAAUGCUGACUAGGCGAUUCUGUUAGCCAUGUUAGCACAUAACGGACUCUUUUAACGGAGUUGGACGGCAACUAACGGCGAGUGACUAAAUGUGUCCUGUUUUA
Molecule: messenger RNA, 2364 nt
Organism: Linum trigynum
Lineage: Eukaryota; Viridiplantae; Streptophyta; Magnoliopsida; Malpighiales; Linaceae
Source: the annotation of a GenBank genome assembly